UUUGAAGAUGUAGAUAUUCUGCAGCAGCUGGGUCUCUCUGAGCAAAGGGCAGAUGGGGCGACAUCUUGGAGCUCUCGCUCUGUCCCGAAUGGCAUCAUCCCCUUCAAGUCUGGCGUUAUACUCACCCCGAGGGCACGCAUCCAGGUGCCUCUGCGCACUGUCAUCCCUGCUUCCUAUACCACGACCAACCUCUCCCUGAUUCUCAGUCUGUCUGUUCACCGCAUCAACAGUGCCUUUCUUUUUUCCAUUGUGUCCAAGAGAGGGAAAGUGCAACUCGGUGUGCAGUUUAUACAGGGUAAGGUCCUUGUUUACGUGGGCCACAGAAACUCUGUCACAUUCGACUAUGAUGUAUACGACGGCCGGUGGCACAGUCUGGCCUUGGAGGUGAAAGGUCUCAGAGUGUCCUUGCAUACAUCUUGCGGAAACAGAAGCCUCCAUGCAGAUUUGCGUGCCAAAAAAGUGGAGGCGCUUGAUCCGAAGGGCUUGUUCCUACUUGGGAAAACAAACCACAAUGCAGUGCCUUUUGAAGGCGCUAUCUGCCAGUUCGACAUGUAUCCGUCAGCAGAGGCAGCUCAUAACUAUUGUAAUUUCAUUAAGAGACAUUGCAGAGAAGCCGACACAUAUCGGCCUGUCUUCGCACCACUGCUACCUCUAAUUUCCAUAGAACCAAACAUGACUCAGACAAAAGCACCGGCAUUUACCGCGCUAUCACAGAAGACCUCAAAACCUACUUCAUUCUCAGCUGAGCAAUCUACUGUUGUAACAACUGAUCAUUUGCUGAUUGAGAAUGAACCAUCUGUGUAUUGGACCCUUGAACCGACUGUUGCUGCUGUGUCCGUCAGUAAAGCAGAACAUCCGGUGUUGGAAAGACCAACUGUCAUCACAUCUGUCUGGACCAGUACGACACCACCAACGAAGGAACUAAAUUUUCAAACGGGUGACGACACAAAGCGUACAGAUGCAGACCCUCUUCUUGGACAAGGAUUUAAGGAUGUAGCAACCUCUACAAGACCACUAGAAACUAAAGUUUGGACCCAAAGCGAGUCCACAACGUACUUGCUCCAGAAUGAGCAACUGUCCACCAAAAAACCCGAGCCCAAUGUAACCAGUGUACAGGACAUCAAAACCAAGCCAGUUAUACCCAUCACUCCUGAAGCCUUAGAUGACUUCCAAACAUUUGACCUGGAACCAACCCUUGUCUCACUGUUGGCGGGACCACCUGGGCUGAAGGGAGAACCAGGACCUCCGGGCUUUCAAGGACUUCCAGGUUUGCCAGGAAAAGCAGGGAAGCGGGGCCCACGGGCUUCAGAUUCCGUCAUCAGAGCGCCUGUAUGGGGGAAGAAGGGUCUGGAACCAGGAGGUUCUUUGACUUUUCUCCCCCACAAGCUGACAAGUGAAUGCUGCGUCCAAGGUCCCAUUGGCCCACAUGGAAACCCCGGUCAGCCUGGAUCACCUGGAUUGAAGGGAGAUAAAGGUGAUCCUGGUCUGUCACUUGGACAAGCCCCGAAUGGACCAAAAGGAGAGUCUGGGGUCAAAGGUCCUGCUGGAGCGCCUGGCCAAUAUGGGCGAAAGGGACAAAAAGGUCAUCCUGGUCCCGCUGGUCUGCCUGGUGAACCUGGUGAAAAAGGAGCAGACGGAAGCCCCGGGGUCAAAGGUUAUCCUGGCAGGCAGGGUUUACCUGGGCCUAUAGGUGAAAUGGGGCCAAAGGGAGACAAGGGCCACAUCGGCAUCCUCGGGCUCUUUGGCCUUCCUGGUCCUGAUGGCGACAGAGGAAUUCCAGGCGUACCUGGGAAGAAGGGCGAGAUGGGUAGGCCGGGAUUUCCUGGCGACUUUGGAGAGAGAGGACCCCCUGGCCCUGAUGGAAACCCUGGUAACCUUGGAGCUCCUGGCCCGCAUGGAGUCUCUGGUCUAUUUGGCGAGAUGGGUCCAGCUGGUAGUAUGGGUUUACCAGGACCACCAGGACUUAAGGGAGUGCCGGGAAACUUCGGUGAACCUGGACUGAAAGGUGAUAAGGGAGAUGUUGGCUUGCCAGGAGACCCAGGCGAGGCAGGGUUCAGAGGGGACAAGGGCAUCCAAGGGGCACCCGGUACACCAGGACCUUCUGGAAAUGUAGGCCCAACGGGUCAACCUGGUGACAAAGGCCCAGAUGGUACAGCUGGCCCGCCUGGCCUAGAGGGUUUCCCAGGUGACAUCGGCCCACCGGGUCAAAACGGCCCAGAGGGACCAAAGGGGAGGCAAGGCACACGAGGGUUUCCUGGUCCGCAAGGAACAUCUGGACUCAAUGGCGAUGAGGGGCUGGUCGGGCCAGCUGGACCGUUUGGAAUUGAGGGCAGGCCUGGGAGGCAAGGAUUCCCAGGAUUUACAGGCCUGGACGGACUCAAGGGAGAGACCGGGAUUACCGGAGAGGUCGGGAAUUUUGGAGAGAGGGGUUUGCCUGGCUUCAUAGGGACUACUGGGGAAAUAGGCCUUGCUGGAGAAAUGGGUGAUCGUGGGAAAACAGGCAUUCCCGGACCUCCAGGGGAAUCGGGGCCGAUGGGUCACACUGGAAUACCUGGAGAGACAGGUCCGCCUGGGAUGGAAGGAAUCCCAGGACCUCUCGGCUUGAUGGGAUCAGGUGGCACCAGGGGACCCAAAGGUGUGGAGGGAAAGCUUGGCGAGCCUGGUGAAACUGGGCCAAAUGGAUUUCCGGGCGUACAAGGACACUCUGGCCCUCCAGGGGACAAAGGUCUUGCUGGAAACACAGGAGCAGCCGGGCCUCCAGGAACAGUGGGGGCAACAGGAGAGAUGGGACCCUUGGGUCUACCAGGAAAAGCUGGUGAUGGAGGACUGUCUGGUGAGCCUGGAGAGAAGGGCAACAAUGGUCCACUGGGCAACAUAGGAGAGCAGGGUCUGACUGGCCAGAGAGGUGAGCAAGGCAUCGACGGUGAGACUGGAUCAAGUGGUCCCGAUGGCAUUAAGGGUGAGAAAGGUGAUACCGGAACAGAGGGUGCCAAGGGAGACACGGGUGAAAUUGGUCAGAAAGGAGAGGAAGGACCCUGUGGGCCUCCUGGGCUAUCGGGGGUGAGGGGCCAAGAGGGCAAAUUAGGCGUAAUCGGUGAAAAAGGAAAAGCAGGAGGCAAGGGGACCAAAGGACACCAAGGUCACAUGGGUGAGAGUGGGAAAAUGGGAGAUCAGGGAACGCCGGGAUUUGUUGGACUGAAGGGUGCAAGAGGAACCAUAGGUCCAGUGGGAGUUCCUGGAAGAAUGGGCCAGAUUGGAGAAACGGGAAUACCAGGCUAUGAGGGUCACAAAGGACUUCAAGGCUCACAAGGACCACAUGGACCAAAAGGUGAAAAGGGUGAGCAAGGGGAAGACAGCAAAUUACCAGGCCCACCAGGUCGCCAAGGUGACAGAGGUCCUCAAGGUAACAGAGGUGAUAGAGGAGAAGCAGGUGACCCUGGAUAUGUUGGUCCAAUAGGGUUUGAUGGAGAGAGAGGUAAAACCGGUGCACCAGGACUUCCGGGAGAUGCUGGGCCCAGAGGACAACAAGGACCGAAAGGCUCCAAAGGUGAACAAGGUCAGAAAGGAAAAUCUGGGACUAGAGGAACAUCUGGGAGUAAAGGACCACCGGGUCCAGAGGGUCCCCACGGCUCCCGAGGCGAGACAGGAAGGAUGGGUCUUGAGGGCCUCCGUGGAAUAGAUGGACUGCCUGGCGAAGAUGGAAUCAAAGGCACCAAAGGGGGGCAGGGAGAAGAUGGAGUAUUGGGGCUAGUUGGAAAACCUGGGCCGCAGGGUAAAAGUGGUGAAAUGGGUCUCCCUGGAGUUCAAGGUUCUUUUGGACCAAAGGGCGAACGGGGUCUCCCAGGUCAAACUGGACUUUCAGGAAUGAGAGGAACCCUCGGCGGUGUGGGAUUGAUGGGAAACCAAGGUGUGAAGGGCUCCAAAGGGCAACCAGGGGACCUUGGCGAACAAGGAUUUGGAGGGCUGGCAGGUCUGUUUGGACCAAAGGGACCCCAAGGAGACAUGGGCUCAACAGGAAUACAGGGACCUAAAGGACCGCAAGGACUGACAGGUAUGGAUGGAGCAUUGGGCCCUGUUGGAAUCAUUGGCCCCAGCGGCCAUCCUGGACUGCAAGGUGACAAAGGAAGUCAGGGGGACAUGGGCUUACCUGGACCAAGGGGGUCACCUGGGCCACGUGGACCACCAGGACCUCCAGUAAGUUUUUCACCUUGCAUGCUAACAAACUUAUUAUUGGAUGCGCUUGGGUCUUCUUUUCAAGUUAUCAUUGAUUCCUACAUUCCACUAGGGCCAGAGCGGAAUUACCCGAAUGUGGACUUUCCCAUGCUGGACCAAGGUACAGAGAUUUUUAGGACUUUAGAGCGUCUCAGCUCUCUGAUCCAUAAUCUAAAGAACCCACUUGGGAAGCGGAAUAAUCCAGCCCGAAUCUGCCGAGACCUCUUCAACUGUGAGCAAAGGAUGCGUGAUGGCACUUACUGGAUUGAUCCAAAUCUGGGCUGCGAUGCCGACACCAUCGAGGUGACUUGCAACUUCACUGCUGGAGGACAGACUUGCUUAAAACCUGUCACCGUCUCCAAGGUGGAGAUGGGAAUCAGUCGCAUCCAAAUGAACUUCAUCCACCUUUUAAGCACUGAGGCUGUGCAACAUAUCACGGUCCACUGCUUUAACACGCCUGUGUGGGCAGCAGGACCAUCCUUGCAGCUCUACAGCCAUGCUGUGAGUUUCAAAACUUGGACAGGGGAGAGAAUUCAAGCAGGAGAUCUUCUGGAACCACUUGUGCCCAGAGAUGACUGCUGGAUCAAAGAUGGCCGCUGGCGUCAGACCCAGUUUGUGUUCCAGAGUCAGGAGCCAAAUUUGCUCCCCAUAGUGGAUAUUUCCGACCUACCAACAACAGGACCCAAUUCACGUUACCACCUUGAGGUUGGGCCGGUUUGCUUCUUAUAA
Messenger RNA from Nerophis lumbriciformis (worm pipefish), 4941 nucleotides. The record is from RefSeq and is a predicted model, not a curated record. NCBI's taxonomy places the organism in Eukaryota, Metazoa, Chordata, Actinopteri, Syngnathiformes, Syngnathidae.